Messenger RNA from Macrosiphum euphorbiae (potato aphid), 588 nucleotides. The record is from the annotation of a GenBank genome assembly. Lineage: Eukaryota; Metazoa; Arthropoda; Insecta; Hemiptera; Aphididae.
AUGAAACAGCUCGUGCCGUCCGCCGCCUUCGCCGGUCUGCUGGCCGUCCAAACCCUGCUCGUGCUCGGCGUCCUGGACUUGAACGGGUCCGAGGUCCGGGCCCAGGAGAGCCCGUUCGAGUUGCCCGUCCAGCUCAUCGGUUUCCCCGUCAUCAUCGUCGCCGUCAAGAUGUCCAAUUUCGUCAAGAAACUCGCGUACGCCCUGAGCCCGAGCACCUACAGGAGAAAGGCCAAGAGGGACUUGCAAUCUGCGACGUCCGCAGCCGGGACCUUGUCGUCCUUGGACGUGCUCAAGGCCCAGGAGAUGAUACUGAAGGAAAUGGGUCCUGAUGCUUGCGUCUACGAGAAGGUGUGCUCUGCGUACGCCGAGGCUGCCGCUCUCGCCAAAAAGGAUCGCCGCAGCGGUAAGGCCAAGGUGGACCGGAUGGACUGGGAAAAGAUCAUCAGCGGAUACAUGGAAACCGGACAGGCCAAAAAGAAGUAUUACAUGCUGAGCGUAUUCCUGGGAGACGUGCUGGGUUCGCCCGAGUUCUGUUCGAGGAUCGUAAGGAAAAUCAAACGGUGUGACGUCAAACACAUAUACCACUGA